CCUAACUUCCAAACCUAGGUCUCUUUCACCAAAAGCCACUCUCAAAACAGCAUCUGAAGCGGCGCCUAAUGUAAGCGCCAAUCACAGUUUCCACGAGGCAUUUGCAUUGUUAACCAGGACUGGCACAGGAAGAGAAGAGAAACCGCCGGAAUUCUCAGAGCCGGGCUAUGGGCGUCGUCAGUGAGCAGGGGGAAGGGACUGUCUUCAGGAGUCCUUGCUGCCUGAGAAUCUCUGUCCCCCAGAGUUCCGCGGGAAGGGGGCGCCUUGGACCAAACAGCUGCAGAUGGGGACAGGAGACCGUCCAGGCAGACACCCUAUCGGGCUGGAAACUUCAUUAAGUAUUUACACGAGAAUUCAGGCUCCCCCUUGCUCAGGGCAGGGUCCUGUGACUCAGCACAAGAAGUCCAGCGGGAGGUAGGAUCUGAGAGGCUUCUGAGGGGCUGAUGCAGUGACUUCUCUGCCACAGCGUCUCCACCGCCUGCUGCUGCUGCUGCGGGUCAGCCAUGUGGGCGCUGACGACCCUCCUGCUCCUGGCUCCAAGCAGCGGACAAGCUGCUGCUCUGGAGAAGCCCACGCUGUCUCUACACCCGCCCUGGACCACCAUCUUCAAGGGGGAGCGGGUGACCCUGCGCUGCGAUGGGGACCGCCCGCUGGUGCUGGAGCUGCGGCCCGUCAGCACCCUGUGGUACCUGGGCCACCUGCUGCUGCCCUCGCACAGGGCGAGCAUCGAGGUCCAGGCCCCAGGGGCAUAUCGCUGCCAGACUCGGGGAGCGCCCGUCAGUGACCCUGUCCACCUCUCCGUGUCCACCGACUGGCUGAUCCUGCAAGUGCCCUUCGCGGCGGUGUUCGAGGGCGAGCCGCUGGUGCUGCGCUGCCGCGGCUGGUACGACAAGGCGGUCUACAAGCUGCACUACUACCGCGACGGGCGCGCCGUGCGCUUCUUCGCCUCCAGCGCCAACUACACCGUGCCGCAGGCGCGCGCCGGCGACAGCGGGCGCUACCAGUGCUCGGGCACCAUGCGCAUCCCGGUGGAGAGCGCGCCCAUGUUCUCCGCCAAGGUGGCCGUGACCGUGCAAGGUGGGCGAGCCCUGGGGAGCUGUGGGUCAGGGGCCGGGCGCGGAAAGGAGGGGAGGGUUUCUCUGCCAGACCGCCUGUGCCCCCUCCUCUCCUGCUCCGCAGCGAGGGCGCACCUGACCUGCUGCCUGCGGGGGGCGGGGGCGGGUGUCUCCCUACUCCCCCCCAUCCGCUUCUUACGUCCCCGCGGGCAGAGCCGCCCCCGUCUGCGCCCCCCUCGAGCCCCUGGAGCAACCCGCGACGCCCCCACCGCCGCCGCCCACCCGCAGGCCGCAGCCUGGGCGCCCGGGAACAAGCCGCCUUCCUCCCGGAAGCCCCUGGGGUCCGCGUCGGGCCCGGAGGCCACUUCCAUCCCUGACGCCACCUCAGCGGGGCCACAGGUCCCCGCGGGCAGAGCCGCCCCCGUCUGCGCCCCCCUCGAGCCCCUGGAGCAACCCGCGGGCGCCCCGGGACCCGACGUGGACCAGCUGCUCCGCGAAAUGCGGCUGCUGCGAGGCCUCCUGAGCCGGGCGGUCCUGGAGCUGCAGGGCGCGCAGGCCUCGCCGGGGCGCAGGGCGACGCCCGAGCUCCCCGCCCCGCGCUCAGCUGGGACCCCAGGCACCCCGGGCACCCCGGAGACCUCCCCCGCGCAGAGCUGAGCGGAGGCCACUGCGCCCUCUCCAGGUCCGUCCGUUCCUGUCUGUCCUUCCCGGCCCCCUGAGACGCGACUAGGCCACCUGUUCGCGGCCCCUUGUUUUGCUGUGGUUUUUCAGAAGCACAUAAGGUGCGGUGGCUGAGGCUGUUUCUACCGCGUGCCCGAGCAGCCUGCGACCACAGAGGCGGGCGGUCUCCCGCGGUCCUUCCCCUGCGGCAUCCAGGGAGGACGGGGAAGCCGGGUGUCCAUCAUGGUGUCCGCUGGGCGGCGGCUUCGGUCGCCUGGGCUUUUCCCGCAGCUCGCUCAGCAGGUACCUCUGCGCAGGCCAUGGGCCUCCAGAGCACUGAGGACAUUGAGCCUCUGGGAUGUUUUAGGUGCAAGUUGUACU
Molecule: messenger RNA, 2096 nt
Organism: Pteropus alecto (black flying fox)
Lineage: Eukaryota; Metazoa; Chordata; Mammalia; Chiroptera; Pteropodidae
Gene: FCRLB
Product: Fc receptor like B
Exons: 6
Coding region: 504-1712 (402 amino acids)
Biological process (GO): cell surface receptor signaling pathway; negative regulation of immune response
Molecular function (GO): transmembrane signaling receptor activity
Source: RefSeq, a predicted model, not a curated record